GGCGGGGGGGGGGUUGGAAAGGUCCUGUCAUUUGGGGGGGGGUACGAGCGAGAGAUGCAGUGUCGGUAUGUCUGGAGACGGGGACGAUGGGGAGCUGUGUCGGAACGCCUUAGCCUUGGUCACUGAGCUGUGCUUCACCGGGAGAGCCAACAAACACAAUGAGAAGUGCGUGGAGUUCUCCUACCUCCUGCGAGGGAGGGGCAGCGCUCAUCACAUCGAGACAGAUAUCUCGGUCAGCCUGCUGUCGGUUAUCGUGACGUUCUGCGGGAUCGUGCUGCUCAGCGUAUCCCUCUUCGUGUCCUGGAAGCUGUGCUGGAUCCCAUGGCGGGACAAGGGGCUUAACCCCCAACGCAAGGACUCCCACCAUCAGCACGUCCACCACCACUCCCACCACUUCACCGACCUGACGGUGGAGAGGGUGGAGUGCGGCCCCGAGAUGCCGGAGCGUUCCUACCUGGACCUGGAGUCGUACCCCGACUCCAGCAUCAAACUGAGCCAGACCUCGCCCGACCUCCCCGUGGACAACAACUCCGGGAGUAAGAACUGCAUCCCCAACGCUCACUCCCACCAGCAGGUCUCCGCCCUGGCCCCAGCCACCAGGUUUAACUCGCUGCCCAGACCUGUUCCCCAGCAGUUGCCGAGCCCGGACACGGGGAACCAGGCGGAGGAGAAGGUCGAGCAGGUGACCAGCAUCGGGCAGAUCAAGCCGGAGCUUUACAAACAGCGCUCGGCCGACUCCGAGUCCAAGAAGCAUCAGAAGACCAGCUGCGGACGCAUCAACUUCCUGCUACGGUACACGUACGCUUCCGAGCAACUGGUGGUCAAGAUCCUCAAGGCCUUGGACCUUCCGGCCAAAGACGCCAACGGCUUCUCCGACCCCUACGUGAAGAUCUACCUCCUGCCCGACCGCAAGAGGAAGUUCCAGACCAAGGUCCACAGGAAGACCCUCAACCCCGUCUUCAACGAGACCUUCCAGUUCAACGUGACGUUUAACGAACUGCCGAGCCGGAAGCUCCACUUCAGCGUCUACGACUUCGACCGCUUCUCGAGGCACGACCUGAUCGGGCAGGUGGUCUUGGACAAUCUGCUGGAGUUCUCCGACCUGUCCGAGGACACUCACGUCUGGAGGGACAUCUUGGAGGGCAAAUCGCUCAAAGAGCGGGUAACGCAGAACUCGCUGCACAUUGCAGCUGUGCCGCGCCAGUGGCUGACGGCAGGUACCGUGGUUUGA
This is a messenger RNA of Callorhinchus milii (elephant shark), 1231 nucleotides long. RefSeq names its product synaptotagmin-C-like. Gene Ontology annotation, biological process: cellular response to calcium ion; regulation of dopamine secretion; calcium-ion regulated exocytosis. Lineage: Eukaryota; Metazoa; Chordata; Chondrichthyes; Chimaeriformes; Callorhinchidae. Gene Ontology annotation, molecular function: calcium ion binding; phosphatidylserine binding; SNARE binding. The record is from RefSeq and is a predicted model, not a curated record. Gene Ontology annotation, cellular component: membrane. The transcript has 4 exons. Bases 68 to 1231 code for a protein of 387 amino acids.